This is a messenger RNA of Homalodisca vitripennis (glassy-winged sharpshooter), 2864 nucleotides long. RefSeq names its product tubulin-specific chaperone cofactor E-like protein (gene mlt). The transcript has 8 exons. Lineage: Eukaryota; Metazoa; Arthropoda; Insecta; Hemiptera; Cicadellidae. Gene Ontology annotation, biological process: protein folding. The coding region runs from base 342 to 1670 and encodes 442 amino acids. Gene Ontology annotation, molecular function: alpha-tubulin binding. The record is from RefSeq and is a predicted model, not a curated record.
GCCCUCCCUACAUUGACCAACAGGACAGCCAAGGCUAGGUUACAACAGGACCAUUGUCGUGAGGGAGCGCGAACUGUAGAGUGUUGAGUGUUGAGUGUAGAGUGGCUAGCGAGAGCGCAGCGACCAGUGUGUUGUGCUACGCUACAGUACAGCUACAGUCAGUACGCUGUAGGAGCUGUAACUGUGAGUGCUAACCGUGCAGUGUUGUGCGUGCGUGCGGGUGGCGUAGAAGCACAGUGCGCGGCUGGAUACGCUUCCUUUGUUACUUCAUGUAUAAAUGAGUUUCAUCCAGGCUUGGCCAAGUUUUUUCCGAUUACGUAUUUCACUGAACAGAUCCUAAGAUGCCUUCACUACUAGAAGCUAUCGAAAGGAAAUAUGGCAAUGACGGAGAAUGCUUUGAUAAAGUGUUGCCGGUUAUCGCCAUCUAUGUGCCACCGCCACGACAAUGUCUGCCACCGUUGCUGGUGUUCAACGAUUGUGACAUAGACACGGCCGGGAACCCUGCGCAGCUGCAAGAUAAGUGUGCACGCGUCCAGGAGCUGGACUUGGCCCAGAACUCCCUCACAGAGUGGUCCGAAAUAUUGUGUAUCCUGAAACAAAUGCCCAUGCUGAAGUUUGCCAACCUGAGUUUCAACAUGCUGACAGACAGUUUACAAGGCAAACUUUGUGACAGCUUUCCUAUGCUGACCAACUUAGUACUCAACAACACACAGAUAGACUGGCCCAGUGUUAGACAUUUACUCAACAUUUUACCAAGUUUAGAAGAGCUUCAUCUGAGCCUCAAUAAUUUUAACCGAGUGGAUUUAGACGAUGAGCUGUCAGAUGAGCCUUCUGUACGCCAUAAAAACCUGAAAAAGCUUCACUUUACAGGUAAUCCUGUGACGGAGUGGUGUGAAGUCUGCAAGUUAGGUCGAGCAUUCCCUAACCUAGAGAUGCUCGUAAUGGCUGACUGUCCACUCUCGUCCCUGGAUCCCAGCAGUCCCUGCUCUAGCCCGGAGCGGGUCCUCUACUCCCGGUCAGAGAGUGAAUGUGAAGGCAGUCCUCGUCGCAACUCUCCUCACGAUGCCUUCCGUCAACUCUGUGUACUUAACCUCAACGGCACUUUGCUUGGUUCGUGGGAGGAUAUUGAGAGGCUAGGCAGGUUCCCCGCUCUUCAUUGCUUACGAAUUCAGGGUUGUCCACUUUUUGAGGAGUACACAGAACACGAACGACGGCAGCUGCUGAUUGCUCGAUUACCGAACAUUCAGACACUGAAUGGUGGUGGAGUGAUACAACAUGAGGAGAGGGAGGAUGCAGAGAGAGCUUUCAUUCGUUACUACAUGGAGAAGCCAGAGAGUGAUCGUCCUGACAGAUAUUCUGAUCUAGUCUCUAUCCAUGGGCGGUUAGAGCCUCUAGUCAACAUUGAUCUCUCCCCGGAGCGGAGAGUGAAGGUGGCUGUGACGUGUGGCCAGAAUACAGAGCUGAAGAGCAUCAAUGUGUACCAGACUGUGCAGGAGCUGAAGCAAAAACUAGAGUCCUUCUCCAAGAUCCCAGCGACCAAGAUGCGGUUGUUUUAUGUGGAUCAGGAUAUGGCAAGUCUUGGUCCAGAGGAAAUGAAGUUUCCCAACAAACAGAUCUACAGCUAUAAUAUCUGCAGUGGAGACGAGAUCAUUGUCGACUCCAAGAUCUGAACUCCGGUCUGGCUGACCCUUGUUCUCCAAGUCUUGCACCAGCUCUGCGCCAUGCCAGUCGCCAGAAAUUCGGUGUCCAGAAGUCAAUGAUGACAUCAUCGUGAUACAUGACAGUCAACUCCUUACUAACAAACUAACAUCGCCCGUCACUUAGUUUACGUUCUUGUAAAACAUUCUGUUCUAGACAUUAAACAUGUGUUGACUUUAUUGCACUUUUAUUUUAUGAGGGUUAUAACAUUUACUCAUUUUUCUGCAUGUAACAAGUUAUAAAAGAGAUAAUUUAAAGUUUUAGACUCAUAAUAUUAAUUUUCAAAUUGAAUACAAAAUACAACAAAUAUAUUAAAUUUAAUGAUUCUGUUAAUAAAUUACAAUUUAAACUAUUGAUUGAAUAAGUUUUAGUACAAUUUUGAACAUAAGGCAGCUAAUUAUUAUUUAAUGGCAAUUGUACUCAGCCCCUUCCUACAGAGUGGUAAUUAAAGAUCCAGAAUAAGUUUGGAUGUUAAAUGGGUUACUUUCUAAUUAAAGAGUCUGAGAAUAAUUCUUUUGAUAUUUUGUUCUGAAUUUCCAUAAGUUUUGUGCAACUUAGUUUAAACGAAUUAAAUUAAUGCCUUUAAACUAUUGUCAGGCUUGUAGGGUUUCAAAAUAGAAUUGUUAUUCAUAUAAUAUGAAAUAUCAGAUAUGGUUUUUAUUAAAUUAAAUUUAGUUCAUGCACUUGAGUCUGCAUUAAACCAGAAUGUAAAGUACCAUUGAUGUUUCAUUAGUUAUAUAACUGAAUCGCCUUCUGAUGAACUUGUUGCUAGUCUAUUCUGUUAGGUUACAAAUAGUAUAUUUUCAUACAUGCUCCAUUCAUUGUAUUACCUGUGCACUUACUUAAUAUGGCGUAAUGUAUGCCAUGAAUGUUGUGAUAGUACAUAGUUGUGAUUGUGUUAUUUACUCCUUUGUAAAAUGUAGGGAGAGUGUGAAUCAUUGAUUUGCUAAAAUCAGAUUAAUGUUGUAGUAUUAGUUUAUAAUAUGUUCUUGUUGCAAUUUGUACAUUUAUUAUAAUUUUAAGUAUACUCCAUAAAACAACUGCCGUGAAUACUGAUUAGUAAGAUUCCUAAUCUAAGGUUGUUUUAAACCCUUUUUGUCCUUUAAGGGCAUUUUAUUUAUGUAGUAUGUAAACGUAAUGGCAUAAUAAAUAAUUUUAUUACUACA